UCUCACACAGAGUACAUGAGUUCAAACUGCCUUCUGAUCAUUUCCUGAGGCUUUGGAUGCAACUCAAACAACAAAAAUGGGAUUACUCACUGUGUUCUGUGGGAUUUCUGUUGCCUUUUUGGGUUUAGUCUCAGGAGCUGGUGUGUUGCCUGACUCUGUGGAUGCAGCUCUAGGAGGCACAGUCAUGUUCACCACAUCACUGGCUCCAACACAAACUCCAUUUAUAUCAAUAUCCUGGUCAACUGGCACUAAAAAUAUCAUCAGUUCAAAUGCUGCUGGUGGUAACUUCACUGGUCCAGAGUAUGAAGGCAGGAUCACUCUGUUCAUCUCUACUGGAUCUCUGGAGCUCAGGAACGUGGCUCUUAGUGACACUGGACAGUACAGUGUUAACAUAGUAACAGGAGAUGGACCAACACUUGGAUCCAUUUUAUUGAACGUUUAUGAGCCAGUGUCUAAUGUGAGAGUCACAGUCAACAGCUCAGACUUAGUGGAGUUCAACAGUUCUGUGACUCUCUCCUGUUCUGCUGAUGGGGCCAAUUCGACAACUUUCCUCUGGUUAAAUGGCAGUACUGAAGUUACAGCCAGUGACAGAGUGCACCUCACUGAUGGAGGAGCAACUCUCACUAUAACCACUGUGGGGCGCUAUGACCAGGGACCAUUCACAUGUAAAGUGUCUAAUCCUGUCAGUAGCAGCAUCAGUGACCCAGAACAACUCUUCAUCAACUAUGGACCUGAUGGUCCCAUUUUGAGCGUCUCUCCUUUACUUGAUUACUAUGAGGAAGGCUCAGACGUGUCUCUGUCCUGCUCAGCUGACUCCAGACCUGCAGCUCAGUUUAAAUGGCUUUUAAAUGGAACGUUAUUGUCUUUUACUGGAGCACAAAUGGAACUUAAGACCAUCCAGACGAGUCAGAGUGGAAACUACAGCUGUCAGGCUUUCAACAACAAAACUCUGAGAUAUACAACGUCUCAGCCUGCAAGCAUCUCUGUGCUGGGGAGAAUCACAAAUAUUCAUGUUGAGUCAUCAUCCAAUGAGCCAAUCGAAGGCGCCUCAGUGAAUAUAACCUGUGAUGCCUCUGGUUCCAUCUUCACCAGAAAGUGGUUGAUAAAUGAACAGGAGCUAAAUCCUUCUGAAAACAUUGUAUUUUAUGAACAAAAACGAGUGUUGUCCCUUAGAGUCUUGAACAGAAAAGACAGUGGAAAAUACGUGUGUGAAAUCAGCAACCCCAUCAGCACUCAGACAACUGUUUACACUCUGAGUGUAAUCUAUGGACCAGAAAAUGUUCAAAUCUCAGGUCCAGAAAAGAUUCAAGUGAAAAAAACACUAAAAUUAACCUGUUUUAGUGACUCUGUACCAGCUGCUAACUACACCUGGAUAAAGAAUGGGACUGUUCUCACUCAGUCGUCUGAAUAUAUCAAAUCCAUGGCUGGAUCUUCAGACAGUGGACAGUACAUCUGUCGAGCUUCAAAUGAAAUCACAAAGAAAACAUCUGAGGCAGCACAUACACUGCUUGUUACAGCUCCCAGUGGCUGUUCGGCAGGCUGCAUUGUUGGAAUAGUAUUUGGGUGUAUUGCACUUGCUCUAGUUGUGUUUGCUGGAGUGUUUUUCUUCCUCAGGAAAAAUAGAAAGCUGGGGGAAAAGUCAAACUCUCGAACAGAUGGUGGAGGUCAGGACAACUCUGCAUAUGCACAAAAUCAGGAGGUGAAUUAUGCCGACAUCAAGUUUGUCAGAAAGGAUGGUGGCGCGGUGCAUCUAUCUCCACCGAAUCAGACAGAAUAUGCAGAGGUGCAAAAAAGAAACGAUCAACCAGCUUCCAGACUGCCGACCUACAACGACCACGUGAAGAGAGUGAGAAGACCCCCUCCUAUGCCCCCGACCACAGGCACAGAGUACGCUGAGAUACGCAGGAAAUGACAUCACCUCAGAGUUUUUCUUUUGUCAACAGACUCAGUGAUGUUUAUAGCAACGGCGAUUGGACUUGAGUUUGUAGCUGGUUAAUAAUUGUCAGACAAAUGAGACAAGAGGUGGCUUUCAUUUUCCCAUGCAUUAUAAAACCAGAUGUACUGUCUGUAAAUAGACCUUUAUAUAAGGCUAUGGAAUUAUGCAAAUUAGAGUCAGGCAGCAUUUUACUUGAGUUGGUUUGAAUUUUAACACUCCUUAGAUAGAAUAUUGUUGUGUUUUGUUUUUGUUUUUUGUUUUUGUUUUUGUUUUUGUUUUGUGUGAUUUUUAUGAUUGUGACCUGCAGUGCAGCUCCCCACUUGAACCCAUGUGAACUUAAUUCGACUUAUUCAGGGUUUUAAUGUGUGUGGUCUUUGUUUGUAACUUACUUCAAAAUGUUAUAAUUAAUUACAUUCUCAAAUAAAUAAUUAAGCAGAUGUCUCACUUACAAAUUGAAGAAUGUUUAAAGGGCAUUUAUCUUGCUAAGUGAACUGGGAUUAAUCUGAAUUCAACCUUGAGGAGUGUAAGGAUAAGUAUUUUACCAGUGUCAGGAUGCAGCACAUGGUUUAUUUGUGUGCACCAAGUCAUUCUAAAACAGAAAAUAUGUAAAGACUAUGAUUGAAUAAAUGCAAAAAAAAUUUAUCUUUUAUUUUUGUUUUGAUUUUUAAAGAUUGAGUACAUGUUAAAGCCUUUUCUCAUUCUCAGUGUACAAAGCUUUAUAUCAGAUUGUGACAAAAUGCACUGUGUGUCUAAUCAUCUUGACCUAAUAAUCUCUUGUGUAAAUGAAAAAAGGAGGUGUCAGUGAUCACUAAGAUGAGAUAAGCAGGAAUAAAAAAGGCCAACAGUUCAACUUCCAGCAAAUAAUAAAAGUAAGUAGAUUACAGUUAUAGCUCUGAUUAAAUUCAGUGCAUGUAACUUGCUUAUCGAACAAAAUAAUACUUUUUUGUGAAGGUACAAUCUACAAACUUCCGUGUUUUUAGACCAUAGGUUAUCUUUUAGAGAACAGCUCUUCCCCUCAGAGCGUGGGCUGUUGACUAACUUCCGUGAACACAUCAGAUGACUCAAUGAGUUACGGUUAGACCAACUGGAUGUAGAUGGUUAAAUAUUCAGCCAUGUCGUAGCAGAGAGUGGACUUUGGAUAAAGUCUGUUCAAAGUGACUGGCGUGAGAAACAGCAGCAUCUAGUGUUCAUACUGUAGGUGUGUCAGUGUAAAAAGUGUAAAAAGUUUUUUGGUUUGUGCAAUGAAUUAUGUUAUGAACACUUUAUUCAAUUUAAAGUGAAUCAAAUGGAUAGACUGCAAAUUAGGUUGCAGGGUAUUUUCUAAUGUCAAUAAAGGUGUACAACAGAACAGAUCCACAAAUUCACAAGUGCCAUAAAGUGUUAAUGUUUGGUGAAGUGCAGGUGAAAGUAUGGAGCGUUGCUGUAACUACCUUUUAUCAUAAAUAACUUUCCUAUCAAAAGCCAAUGACCUUUCACCUUCUCAUCAAGAGAUAUUUUAUAUAGCC
This is a messenger RNA of Periophthalmus magnuspinnatus, 3441 nucleotides long. Its product is annotated as carcinoembryonic antigen-related cell adhesion molecule 5-like. The transcript has 10 exons. The coding region runs from base 77 to 1912 and encodes 611 amino acids. The record is from RefSeq and is a predicted model, not a curated record. NCBI's taxonomy places the organism in Eukaryota, Metazoa, Chordata, Actinopteri, Gobiiformes, Gobiidae.